CCCAGGUCAAUAACCUGGCAGCCGAUAGCCGGGACAGCUCCUCUCUGCAGAGCGGGGAUGAGCCACUUUCUCUUCCACUGAACCUCCUGACACAUACGGAGAAGGCGGGGGAGGGAGGUUAUUUGAUGCCUGCAAACCAAUUGACUGAGAUUCGUGGUAACCCUUGAAUUUGAUCUGCUAGUUGGAGCGUCCGUGUCCCCAGACAAGCCGCAGCCGGUUACCUACGGGGGACGAGUCGUGCCUGCCGAUCCGUCCCCCCCCCGAGGGGGAGUUACAACUGUACGAGGCCCGGCACGCUUGGCUGCAGGAGCCCUGCCCGCGAGCGCUGACCUUUGGGACUCUGCCCCUGCCUGCCAGACGCUGCUAGAGCCUCUCGCCAGCCAGCGAGCAGCAGGGCUUGCGGAGCGUGAACAGGAGCCAGCCGGAUCCCCGGGGAAAGGGGCAGCAUGGAGUCCUCGGCAGAGCUCGUACCCGACCCCAGGAUCCCACCUGAGCUGAUCGAGCUGCUGAUUAAGAAUUUCAGCGUCCCCCUGGCCUGUGUCUCCCAGCCGCCCACCUCGCUGCAGCUGCUGAACCAGCUGAACCCCGUCGAGCUCUCCAUCCAGGCCCUCAUGACCUUCCUGACGCUGGUGUCGGUCGCCAUCUUCCUCGAGGAAGCCAUCUACCUGUCAAAGAAGAUCCGUUGCCAGGUGAAGAUGAAAACCCUCAUCUGGAGCAGCUCGGCCCCCACGAUGGUCUCCGUGUUCUGCUGCUUUGGGCUCUGGAUCCCACGCUCCAUGAUGGUGGUGGAGAUGGCUAUUGGCAUGUACUUCAGUAUGUGCUUCUACCUGCUCAUGCUGAUCAUGGUGGAAGGCUUCGGCGGGAAGGAGGCCCUGCUCAAAGCACUGAGGGACACGCCCAUGGUGAUCAGCACCGGCCCCUGCUGCUGCUGCUGCCCCUGCUGCCCGCGCAUCACCAUGACCAAGAGAAAACUUAAACUCUUUCUUCUGGGCACUUUCCAAUUCGCCUUCUUCAAGACAGCCUGUGUCUUCGUUGGGCUGGCCCUGGCUGCAGAUGGAAACUACGAUCCGGCUGAUAUCUCCGCUGCGAGCGUGGCACUCUGGAUCAACACCUGCCUCGGCUUCUCCACCAUCUUCGCUCUGUGGGCCCUUGGGAUCAUGUUUCGCCAGGCCAGGCUGCACUUGGCAGAGCAGAACAUGGGCGCCAAGUUCAUUUGUUUCCAGGUGCUCCUCAUCCUGACUGCGCUACAGCCCUCCAUCCUGAGCAUCCUGGCAAGCAGCGGGCAGAUCGCCUGCGCCCCGCCCUUGUCCUCCAAGACGAGGUCACAGUACAUGAGCAUGCAGUUGCUUAUCCUGGAGACCUUCAUCAUCACGGUGGUGACUAGGAUGUACUACAGAAAACAGGACGACAAGGCAGGAUACCAACCUUUCAGCCCGCCGGAUGGGGACAUUGAAAGCAAAGCCUAGACAGGAAGGAGCGGUGACCGCAAAGGAGCUUCUGACAGCAGAGCCAUGGCACAAGAAGUUCCUCCCACGUUGCCAAAACACGUCCCCUCUGCAAUUUCACAGGGAGAGAAUAUUUCCCUAGGUAGCUGUCUGACGCUUCAUUUGGCAAGUGACAUAUAGGAGGGAAACAAUUUGCAUCCAGAGGGGUCUGAAAUCCAAAGGAUACGAACCACAGUUUCUGUAAACCAGGGGCCUAAUCUGUGACGUGCCUAGCACCGCUCAGGUGCUGUCUAAAUACAGAAUAAAAAUCGAUCCAGGCA
This is a messenger RNA of Chrysemys picta bellii (western painted turtle), 1765 nucleotides long. RefSeq names its product solute carrier family 51 member A (gene SLC51A). NCBI's taxonomy places the organism in Eukaryota, Metazoa, Chordata, Testudines, Emydidae. The record is from RefSeq and is a predicted model, not a curated record. Gene Ontology annotation, biological process: bile acid and bile salt transport. Gene Ontology annotation, molecular function: transporter activity. Gene Ontology annotation, cellular component: plasma membrane; endoplasmic reticulum membrane.